This is a messenger RNA of Humulus lupulus (European hop), 1885 nucleotides long. Its product is annotated as tRNA (cytosine(38)-C(5))-methyltransferase 2. Bases 125 to 1294 code for a protein of 389 amino acids. Gene Ontology annotation, molecular function: methyltransferase activity. NCBI's taxonomy places the organism in Eukaryota, Viridiplantae, Streptophyta, Magnoliopsida, Rosales, Cannabaceae. The transcript is spliced from 10 exons. The record is from RefSeq and is a predicted model, not a curated record.
UGUAUUCCUUUGCCAAGGAACCAUUUCAAAUAGUUCUGCGAAAAACCUUGGAGAAAGCCGAGUCUCGGUUUUCCUUGAUCUUCAGAGACGCCGGUUGUGGCUUGGCCUUUGAAAGACGGCGGCAAUGGAGAACCACUCUCCUAAGCACCCAGACCAACCAUGGCGUGCCCUUGAGUUCUACAGCGGCAUCGGAGGAAUGAGGUACUCACUGACUAGGGCGGGAGUGAAUGCUGAAAUUGUGGAAGCCUUCGACAUUAAUGACAAGGCAAACGAUGUGUAUGAAUAUAACUUUGGUCACCGUCCCCAUCAGGGUAAUAUUCAGAGCUUGACUGCUACUGAUCUGGACAGUUAUAGAGCUCAUGCAUGGCUUCUUUCUCCUCCUUGCCAGCCAUACACUCGACAAGGUCUCCAGAAACAAUCCAAUGAUCCUCGUGCAUUUUCAUUUCUCAAUAUUCUUGAAUUGAUUCGAGACACUUCACAUCCUCCAACCAUGUUAUUUGUAGAGAAUGUUGUUGGGUUUGAGACGUCUGAUACACAUGCGAGAAUGAUAGAGAUAUUGGUAAAGGCUGAUUUUGUCACACAAGAGUUUAUAUUGACCCCUUUACAAUUUGGUGUGCCUUAUUCCAGGCCACGCUAUUUUUGUCUGGCAAAGAGGAAACCGUUAUCAUUUCAAAUCCCACAUUUUGAUAAUCAACUUCUUCAAUCUCCGAGCCCACUGUUUGGGCAUGCUGAUGAAGUAGCUUUGUGCGAACUUGAUCAAACACAAGAGAGCAUGGAUAAGUUGAUCCAAUCUUGUAAGCCAAUAGAAAGCUUCCUUGAGUUCAAGAAUACUACCCAGCAACCUGUAUCCAGUUCUUUGGAAAGUACUAAUGCAAAGGAUGAUUUUGGAGCUCCAGAAACAGAUGAUAAAGGAGAUGGCCAUGAUAUUAGCUCCUUAGAACAGUAUUUUGUCCCUUUAAAUUUGAUAGAGAGGUGGGGAAGUGCUAUGGAUAUUGUCUAUCCUGAUUCACAGCGCUGUUGUUGCUUUACAAAAAGUUAUUACCGAUAUGUGAAGGGUACUGGCUCCCUUUUAGCAACUGUCCUGCCUGAGAAAAAGGGUAAAUCAUCUCCGUUGAAGGAACAAGGUCUAAGAUAUUUUACCCCUAGGGAGGUUGCUAAUUUGCAUUCUUUUCCUGAAGAUUUCGACUUUCCACAACACAUAAGCCUUAGACAACGUUAUGCAUUGCUUGGGAACGGUUUAAGCAUAGCAGUGGUUUCUCCUCUACUGCAAUAUUUAUUUGCUGAAUCGUCAUGAUUAUUGGUUGCAUGUUUGUGAGGGCAUUUCAUCAAGGCAUACCUGUUAUGUUUUUUGUAUUUUAUCUAGAAGAAAGACUCACAAGAAGCAGGGUAGCUCUUACUGGGCUUAAACUGAGUCUCAGCUUCUCUACCUCGGCACGACUCUACUCUCUAUCGAAAUCAAAGAACCAAACUUAUACCCGAGGUCGAUUUUGGAUGGAGUCAUUCAGGUUGCAAGGCAUGGCCACAUGACUCCCAAGUGGUAAAUUGUGGAACAGAGACGUACUUGAGAUGUUUUGUGGGAGACAAACUCAAACAAUGAGCUCAUGGGCAAAGUAUUGGCAUAACACACCCACAUGACUCCAUUUUCAGCCCUCUACCAUCGAGACCACAUGACUUUAUAUCAAAUUCUAGCCCAAUAUGUCCUUGACAAAGGCAAGAAGAACCCAUUGAUGUCUCAAUUCAUAUAAACUAUUUAAUCAUGCAUUGUCUUGAAAAUCCAAAUCAUUGAUGAAUAUACUCCAUGCUCUUUUUAAUUUUUUCUUCGUGUAAGAAUUAUAAACACUAUUUUUAAUUUUCUUAAUUGGUUUGUAGGAUUGAUAGCCACUUA